This is a messenger RNA of Durusdinium trenchii, 2910 nucleotides long. The record is from the annotation of a GenBank genome assembly. NCBI's taxonomy places the organism in Eukaryota, Dinophyceae, Suessiales, Symbiodiniaceae.
AUGACGACGACAGUAAUCUUUGAUGAGGAGAACAACUUGCUGGAGUUGACACAGACAGAGCUUGUGGUCCUGAAGCAGAGUUGGGAUAUGCUCAUGGAAGCUUUGGGAGGCGAACGAGAGACUGUGGGAGAUGCCAUCUAUGGAAUUCUCACAGAACGUUUGACAAUCCUGAAGGAGAGCUUCAAGGGGCGGCCCAGAGCGAUCAUCUCCUUGAAUCUCUUCAAUGGCUUCCGCUUGCUUUGCGACAAAGCCCGUGACCCGGAGGAGUUGAAGACCCAAGUGGAGACUUUGGGUUUCAAGCACUUGGGGCACGAGAUCACUCAGCAGCGAGUGGAUGGCGUUUGUGACGCCUUCUUAACGACUGGGCGGAUCACCGAUCGGUCGGCCGUUACCCCUAGGGAUCCAAGUACCUUGUCAGUGUCGAACACAUCACCUUCUGAGAAGGUACUUGGGUCCCUAGGGAACAUGGCGGAAACAGCUUCACUCCAUGCGCUCAUGUCGCAGAACGUGGCAGAGCUGCCUCCUGGAAGCGUGAACGUUUGGCAGAAGGUGCUCAGCUACACAGGCUCAUGCUGCAGGUAUGUGACAGCGACCUAUUCCGAACGUUUGAAGAUCAUCGAGGACGACUGGAUUGAGGUCUUGGCUGCUGCGGAGUCCGACCAGCAGGCGCACGCCGGUCACGGCGCCAAGGGAGGCACCACGCCCAAGCCUGGCGCCGGCAGCACGUCGCCCAAGCCCGGCGGUGAUGGCGAGGGCAAGGCCAAGGGAGGUGAGGAGGAGGUGGCGGUCACGCGCAGCUUCGGGGCGAUGUGCAGCUUUAGCAUGGAGAUCAUUGGUUUGCAGAGUGAAGGCUGGAUGGCUGAGCUGUUGGAAGUCUUUGGCAACCUGGUGGAGAGGAUCGGAAAUCCCUCGCAUCUCAUGGAGGAGUGUGAGCUGCUGGCCAUUAGCAUGAUCCUGAAGUCCAAGUCGAAGAAGGAGAUUGACUUUGACAUCUUCAAGCCCGUGAUGCUCACGGCGCUCCGCUCCUUGCUCCCGACCAGUUGGAGCUCCUCCCACGAGACUGCCUGGGAGUGGCUGUGGUCCACGAUCAGUCGAAACCUGCGAGAGGGCACCCAAAAGGUGCGGGUCUUCAAGCCCUACAAUUCUCAACUCUUCUCGGCACUCAAGGACCAGCAGAUGGCCUACUUCCGGGAGAAUCUCUAUGCGGACUUCUUCACCAAGUGCGCUAUGAGCCAGGAGAUUUUCAAGCAGUCGCAGACCAGGCUUCACUACAUCGCCGAUGGAGUUCUGCGCUCCUCCUAUGACAUCCUGCACAAACCCAAACAAGUCAUGGUCGAUGAGCUCUCUGCUCUGGGUUUGCGACAUGUAGGCUAUGGGAUCCCCAUUGAGCUCUUUGCUCCCUUCACCGACUCCUGCGUCCUGGUCAUCAAGCAACUCGUUGCCGAGAUGCCCAAAUCCGAGUCGAUGAAGAUUGUCGCAUGCCCCGCCGUUGGUCUGCAUCAGGCAGAAGAGCGUGACGUCCCAGAAUAUAUGAUGGUCGAGGGCUUCCGCUGGUCCAUCGGCCUCGUGGCACGUUUGCUGAUGCGGAUCAUCACCGAAGGGUCCACUGCUGUGAUGCAGGCGAUUUGUUUGGAUAAUUCUGAUCUCUUGCAGCAGGCAUUGAGGGAAGCUCCCCGGGCUCGGCGCUCAAAGUUACAGCUGCGGGUUCGCGUGGGGAGCCAGACGAUUUCUCCCUUGUACUGGGCCCUCAGGAGUGGUCGACAUACCUCAGCAAAGACGAUGCUGGAAGAUAUUCUCACCAUUCGCGCGGAUCGAGACAAAUACUACUAUGGCAACAAUGACAUCUUCAGGUACCAGCCGAACAUUGCUGCGGACUUGUUGCAAGAAGCUCCCAAGUUGGUGCAGACCUUGCUGGAUGGGUUGAUUUGGCGCUCACACAAGACACAGGAUGGACUGCGGCCGGUGAUUUACUACAUGGAGCAUCUAUUGCAAGACAUGGAUGAGAAUCAGAUGCUCUCCCGAGCCUUGUUGAGCUUCAUGCACUUCAAGGAUCCAAAGGUCAUUGUCCACCCCAUCCUGAUGUUUGUGCUGGAUUUGCUCUGGGAGAAACUGAUCCUGCGAUUCUUUGUGUCGGACCAAAUCUUCCGAGCGGUGAACUUCAUCAUCUACCUCUUUGCCGCCUGUUUCUUUAAUACCGAUGAAGCAAUUGCAGAUCCGGUGAUGUCCAAAAUGCUGGCUGCUUCGCGGCUUUUGGUCUACAUCCUGGGCUUCGGCUAUUUGUUGACUACCAACAUCCGUGAACUCUGGAAGCACAUGAGCAGCCUUGAGGAGGAUCACCGGCGACUUGGCGCAUGUCGAAAGUGUCCUGAAUUCUUGAAGAAGACCUCUGGUGUCCUCAGCUUCUUGUUGAUGAUGAACCUUGCAGUGAUGCUCACAGUCGAACCCUUGCUCCAUUGCUUCGGGAAGACGGAGGGAUGGAUCUCCUUUACCUGCGAUGCCUGGACCGACCACAUGCAUUUGGUCCACGAGAUUUGUUUGGUGCUCGGAAUCUUCUUGUAUGUGCUGUUGAUCUUUGGUAUUGGCAGCAAUAUCUCCAUCACGCUCUCAGAGUACCGCGUCUUGUGUCUGCGUGCUGGGAAGCAGGUGAUGCUUUGCAUGAGUGUGGUGACAUUGGUGAUUUUCACCUUCGGCUUCUGUAUCACUGCGAUGACCCGUGAGGUCGCGAUCGUGGGCACCCACGAAUGGGAUGGUGUGGGAUCCACCAUCACUCAUUUGCUGCAGCUCACCGUGGGCAUUCUGGACUUGGAAGACUUGACUGGAAUCUCUGCCAAGAGCCCUUCCCUCUUCGUGGUGAUUGCAGGCUUCUUGCUGCUGGUCUACAGCUUUCUCUUUAACUUGCUGGUCUCGUGA